GGUGUCCCUUGUCACAUGGCGGCUUUAGCCGGGUGCAGCAUUUCUUAGUGGAUCAGGUCACUUAGCAAUCGAAAGGUGCUGGUGCUGCAACUUUUUCUGUCGCCCCUCACCAGAAUAUGUCGUUGACCAACACAAAGACGGGCUUCUCUGUUAAGGACAUUUUGGACCUUCCGGACACCAAUGACGAAGAGGGAUCUAUCACCGGGGCGGAGGAGGACACGGAGGGCUCGGAGAGCACGUCCACGACGAAAAGCACUGGCGUUUUGGUGAAAAGUCCCCUGGAAAACGUGCAGAACCUGCCUUUAAAGAACCCAUUUUAUGACACUAGUGACAAUCCGUACACGCGAUGGCUCGCCACCACGGACAGUAUUCAGUAUUCAUUGUUCCUCCCGUUUCUCGCCGCCGCCGCCGCCGCCGCAGUGCACGGCCUCUCCGCCGGCUCCCAGGACUCGGCCAAAUCCCCGGAGCCGUCCGCGGACGACGAGUCGCCGGACAACGACAAGGAGACGUCCAGCAGCGGGGGCAGCGACUCCGGCAAGAAGCGCAAGCGGCGGGUGCUGUUCUCCAAGGCGCAGACGUACGAGCUGGAGCGUCGCUUCCGACAGCAGCGGUACCUGUCGGCCCCGGAGAGGGAGCACCUGGCCAGCCUGAUCCGCCUCACCCCGACCCAAGUGAAGAUCUGGUUCCAGAACCACCGGUACAAGAUGAAGCGAGCCCGGGCUGAGAAAGGUAUGGAAGUGUGCCACCUCCCGUCUCCCAGGCGAGUGGCCGUGCCCGUCUUAGUGAGGGACGGGAAGCCUUGUCACACCCUUAAAGCUCAGGACUUGGCGGCCACUUUUCAGGCCGGGAUCCCCUUCGCGGCGUACGGCGCGCAGUCGCUGCAGCACAUGCAGUACAACGCGCAGUACGGCGCCGCGGCCACGCCGCACUUCCCCGCGGCGCACCACUUGGUGCAAACGCAACAGUGGACUUGGUAA
This is a messenger RNA of Phycodurus eques (leafy seadragon), 977 nucleotides long. RefSeq names its product NK2 homeobox 2a (gene nkx2.2a). The record is from RefSeq and is a predicted model, not a curated record. Gene Ontology annotation, cellular component: nucleus. Gene Ontology annotation, biological process: regulation of transcription by RNA polymerase II; cell differentiation. Gene Ontology annotation, molecular function: DNA-binding transcription factor activity, RNA polymerase II-specific; RNA polymerase II cis-regulatory region sequence-specific DNA binding. NCBI's taxonomy places the organism in Eukaryota, Metazoa, Chordata, Actinopteri, Syngnathiformes, Syngnathidae.